Molecule: messenger RNA, 576 nt
Organism: Saxophila tyrrhenica
Lineage: Eukaryota; Fungi; Ascomycota; Dothideomycetes; Mycosphaerellales; Extremaceae
Gene: TMA20
Product: translation machinery-associated protein 20
Exons: 2
Coding region: 1-576 (191 amino acids)
Biological process (GO): formation of translation preinitiation complex
Molecular function (GO): RNA binding
Source: RefSeq, a predicted model, not a curated record
AUGUUCAAGAAAGAAUUCUCGCCCGGCGCGAAAUCCAAGGUCAAAUCCUCCGCCCAACGCGCCCUCCGAACCAAACUCCUCGAGACGUUCCCUAAGCUUGAACCCUACAUCGACGAGAUCCUACCGAAGAAAGAACAACUCGAUGUCCUGAAGAUUCCCGACCGCGUCUCACUCUACGUCCUGGGCACCACGCCAUUGUUCUAUCAGCACAUGGACGACCCGCUCAUCCCACACUUGCAGCUUGUGCAUCGGUACCCUUGGUGCUUUCCGCGGGUGAGGAUAGAUCGAGGCGGAGUGCGUUUCGUGCUGUCGGGAGCGACGCUGAUGGUGCCUGGGUUGACGAGUCCGGGUGGGCGGUUACCGGGGGAUGAUGAUGCGGGGGAGGAAUAUGGGAACGAUGGGAAGGAGUAUGAGGAGGGCAGGGUGGUGGUUGUAGAUGCGGAAGGGAAGGAGAACGCAUGCAUGGUCGGCGUCUUGAAGAUGGCGACGGGCGAGAUGAAGGAGAAGAAGAAGGGCGUGGCGAUUGAGAACGGGCAUUAUGUUGGAGAUGGGCUGUGGAAGCUGGAAUUGCGUUGA